UGUGAUGUGCUACUACAUUGCACAUGUGAUGUGCUACUACAUUGCACAUGUGACGUGCUACUACAUUGCACAUGUGACGUGCUACUACAUUGCACAUGUGACGUGCUACUACAUUGCACAUGUGAUGUGCUACUACAUUGCACAUGUGAUGUGCUACUACAUUGCACAUGUGACGUGCUACUACAUUGCACAUGUGAUGUGCUACUACAUUGCACAUGUGAUGUGCUACUACAUUGCACAUGUGGUGUGCUACUUCAUUGCACAUGUGAUGUGCUACUACAUUGCACAUGUGGUGUGCUACUACAUUGCGCAUGUGACGUGCUACUACGUUGCACAUGUGAUGUGCUACUACAUUGCACAUGUGAUGUGCUACUACAUUGCACAUGUAAUGCGCAUUACAGAUGUGCUACUGUGUUACUACAUUACAGAUGUGCAACUACAUUGCGUAUGUGCAGUUACUUACGCUGA
Messenger RNA from Lottia gigantea (owl limpet), 468 nucleotides. RefSeq lists its product as hypothetical. The transcript has a single exon. The annotation marks the transcript as partial. The record is from RefSeq and is a predicted model, not a curated record. NCBI's taxonomy places the organism in Eukaryota, Metazoa, Mollusca, Gastropoda, Lottiidae.